This is a messenger RNA of Penicillium daleae, 1854 nucleotides long. RefSeq names its product putative glucan 1,4-alpha-glucosidase. The coding region runs from base 1 to 1854 and encodes 617 amino acids. The record is from RefSeq and is a predicted model, not a curated record. The transcript has 3 exons. Gene Ontology annotation, molecular function: glucan 1,4-alpha-glucosidase activity; starch binding. Gene Ontology annotation, cellular component: fungal-type vacuole. Lineage: Eukaryota; Fungi; Ascomycota; Eurotiomycetes; Eurotiales; Aspergillaceae. Gene Ontology annotation, biological process: polysaccharide catabolic process.
AUGCGCCUCACUCCCUUGACAAGUGUCGCUAGCGUCCUUUGGACUGGAUAUUUGACACUUGCGAGCCCAACAUCAAAGAGUGCAGAUUUGGCAUCCUAUAUACUGAAAGAGGGCCAACGAUCUGUUCUGGGAAUCACCGAGAACCUUGGUGGUAAAGGCAGCAAGGCACCGGGUACUGCUGCGGGCUUGUUCAUUGCUAGCCCCAACACGGCGAAUCCGGACUACUAUUACACCUGGACUCGUGAUUCAGCACUCACCAUCAAAUGCUUGAUCGACCUGUUUGAAAGUUCUGGUUGGGGUUAUCCUAUCACUCACCAAGAAUUGGAAGCCGAUAUUCGGAACUAUAUCUCUGCACAGGCAGUGCUACAAAAUGUAUCCAAUCCAUCCGGAACUCUGAAGGAUGGCUCUGGACUUGGUGAACCCAAGUUUGAGAUUGAUCUGAACCCAUUCACCGGUUCCUGGGGCCGACCUCAGCGGGAUGGUCCCGCCCUGCGAGCGACCGCCAUGAUCACAUACGCCGACUGGUUGAUUUCCCACGGCCAAGGAUCUGAAGCAUCAGAAAUCAUGUGGCCCAUCAUUUCAAAUGACUUGGCGUAUGUUGGCCAGUACUGGAACAAUACCGGCUUUGACCUCUGGGAAGAGGUAGAUGGAUCAUCCUUCUUUACCUUGGCUGUUCAACACCGUGCAUUGGUCCAGGGAGCAAAUCUUGCAAAGAAGCUCGGCAAGUCGUGCCCUGCCUGUGCAUCCCAGGCACCUCAAAUUCUUUGCUUCCUACAGAGCUUCUGGAAUGGAAAGUACAUCACAGCCAACAUUAAUCUUGAGACCAGUCGUUCAGGUAUCGAUCUGAAUACGGUCUUGGGAAGCAUCCACACCUUUGAUCCGGAGGCUGCAUGCGAUGAUUCGACCUUCCAGCCUUGCUCAGCUAGAGCCCUUGCAAACCACAAGGUCUAUGUUGACUCCUUCCGUUCAAUCUAUAAGAUCAAUGCGGGCAUUGCAAAGGGCUCAGCCGCCAAUGUUGGUCGCUACCCAGAGGAUGUGUACCAGGGGGGAAUCCAUGGCAAGUAUCUCGCCACUCUUGCGGCGGCUGAAAUGCUGUACGAUGCCUUGUACCAAUGGAACAAAAUUGGCAAACUCGACGUCACUGAAACGUCGCUAGCGUUCUUCGGAGAUUUCGAUGCCUCCGUGAGAAAAGGCUCCUACUCGGCGCAUAGCCAGACCUUCAAGACUCUCACUUCAGCUAUUCGAACCUAUGCGGACGGUUUCUUGACUCUCGUCCAAGAGUACACUCCGUCCAAUGGAUCCUUAGCCGAGCAAUAUAACCGAAACACCAGCGUUCCUCUAUCAGCCAAUGAUUUGACCUGGUCUUAUGCGUCAUUCGUCACAGCUGUCCAGCGUCGUGCCUCCAAUGUACCAGCCUCGUGGGGCGAGAAAUCUGCAAAUGUCGUCCCCACUACAUGCUCCGCAUCGCCUGUCACUGGAACUUAUUCGGCCGUCGCUUCUGCAUUCCCGACAAGCACUAGCUGUGUUCCCGCGACAAACGUCGUACCGAUCACAUUCUACUUGAUCGAGAACACUUUCUAUGGAGAAAAUGUGUACAUGACCGGUAAUAUCAGUGCACUUGGCAACUGGAACACGGACAACGGUUUCCCGCUCACGGCAAACCUGUACACUGAGACGGAUAAUUUGUGGUUUGGCAGCGUCGAGUUCAUUUCGGCGGGGACUCCGUUUGAAUACAAGUAUUACAAGUUUGAGCCGAAUGGCACGGUUAUUUGGGAAAGUGGUGAGAACAGGGUGUACGUUGCUCCUACCGGUUGUCCGAUUCAACCGAACCAGCACGAUGUGUGGCGGUCUUGA